CCAGGCUCGUGCCCUCGUCCAUGCAAGUUGACUACAAACAGCAGAGUUUAGGAUUCGCGUGCCACUAGACGUUUCACAUUUUAUAAUCGUGCUGGAUUCGCGUGGAAUAGUUUAGACAUGGCGACUGAAGAUUCGCCCAGGAAGCGGCCGGCUAACGGCACCCAGAGAAGGCAUAACAAGCCUUUGAUCGAGAAGCGACGAAGAGCCCGGAUCAACGAAUGUCUGUCCCAACUUCAGUCGCUGGUGUUGAAAGCUACUACCACCGAGGGUCCAAGACCCAGUAAGCUUGAAAAGGCGGACAUUUUGGAAAUGACAGUGGACUACAUCAAGAAGACCCGCUCCGUCCCCGACGAUGCCCCUUCCCGUGUGCCAAGCCCCGGGUUCCAGCAGCAGUAUGUGGCGGGGUACGAGAAGUGUGUCAAGGAGGUCAUGCAGUUCCUGGAGACACACAACAACAUCACCCAUGACUUCCGCGACAAAAUCACUACUCAUUGUCAGGACAAGCUACAGGAGAAGGCCCAGACUGCUGAACCAAUGGAGGGCAUCAAGUGGGAGAAGUCUGACGACGAGAGUGAUCACCAAUCAGCCAGUGAAUCGUCGUCGCCUGAUAUUGCCAAAUCAACGACCCCUGUUAAUGUCAUUAAACAGGAAGAACGACUUCCGGUCCAGAAUACGGCCUACGUGACGCCUUUACUGCAACAGCCCAGCCCCGAGACAUCCCCGGUGAAGCAGGCAACUCUCGAGCAGGUGUCCGGCCCAAUCAAACUUGUGUGUGGAGGCGACAUUCUAAUACUUCUGGAUUCUGCGUCGACACCAAACAUUAUGAAUCCACCCACCAUUCCAAAAAUACACUUCGGUCAGCCAUCAUCAGUCCAACCGCUUCCGCAAGCGUAUCAGGCAUGUAAUGUAAAUAUGACGAGCGGAAGUGUUGCUCCAGCAACCAUUCCGUACCCUGUAUAUAGACUCUCCAAUAUUCCAGUUGCAGGAAUCCCUUUGGCGAGCGCCAUUCCAACCUGCAUGCAGCCAAUCCAAGUUCACAGUCAUACUCAGAACAAACUCCAACUUCCUCUUGGGAACAUCAUUACUAACGGCCAGCCUGUGGCUGAGAACUGUCACGUGGCUGGUCAGCAGACAGCAGCAUCAAUGUGGAGACCAUGGUGACUCACUAAAUACCUUCGUGCGACGAUAAGGCAAAUACGCCAUCAGCAGCUUUAAUUUGUGUAUAAUAUUUCUAUAUAUCAAUGCAGUGUAUGUUAAAGUGGGUUUACAGAAGUUGGUUGUCUGUGGGUGUGUACGUGUAUAUGUUGAAGAGGGUGAGAUGGGCUGUGUAAUACAAGUGCAUUUAAGACUACUUUGGGAUUCAAACAUAGACCGUCAUGGGUAGGGAAUGUUAACCUUGUGGUGUUGUGUUGACGAUACCAUUACUUGCAACACAUGGCUAAUGGCAUGCCUUCACAUCGAUAUGUCUAAGAUUAAAACAACAAUAUACCAUGUUCUAUCCCUUAAGGUACCGUGUUUUAUCUUUUAAGAUAACACACUCUAUUUGUUAAGAUUUCAUGAUCUAUUCUUUAGGAUACUAUGUGCUAUUUAUUUAUCUAUAUAAGAUAACAUGCUCUGUUCUAAAAGAUACCAUGUUCUAUCCCAACAUAUACUAUGUUCUGUCCUUGUGGAACUAUCAUUCGCACCCAGGCGCUUCCUACCUACCCCACAAGACAUGCAUGUGAUGACAUUCACCUCUGCUAUUCCAUGAAACGUGGCUGAACGUGUACAGUGUGUUCAUAAGCAGAUUAUGUUUUGUAAAUAUAUUAAUAAAUAUACUAUCAUGAAAGAA
Molecule: messenger RNA, 1831 nt
Organism: Haliotis rufescens (red abalone)
Lineage: Eukaryota; Metazoa; Mollusca; Gastropoda; Lepetellida; Haliotidae
Product: transcription factor HES-1-B-like
Exons: 4
Coding region: 118-1161 (347 amino acids)
Biological process (GO): anterior/posterior pattern specification; regulation of neurogenesis; regulation of transcription by RNA polymerase II
Cellular component (GO): nucleus
Molecular function (GO): RNA polymerase II cis-regulatory region sequence-specific DNA binding; protein dimerization activity; DNA-binding transcription factor activity, RNA polymerase II-specific
Source: RefSeq, a predicted model, not a curated record